Phyllostomus hastatus (greater spear-nosed bat) is the source of this 2809-nucleotide messenger RNA. RefSeq names its product protein CutA homolog. Bases 56 to 532 code for a protein of 158 amino acids. Gene Ontology annotation, biological process: response to metal ion. The record is from RefSeq and is a predicted model, not a curated record. The transcript has 6 exons. Gene Ontology annotation, molecular function: copper ion binding. Lineage: Eukaryota; Metazoa; Chordata; Mammalia; Chiroptera; Phyllostomidae.
AUUUAGCCGGAGGCCACAUUCGCUGCAGCCGCGCAGCUAAAUUACCGGCGACACCAUGGAUAGGCUGGGCUUACGGUGCCCUCUGCCAGGCUACCCUCGGUCCUCUGUCCUUAUAUGCCUCCUGAUCCUGACAGCCUCUCUCCUGACAUACCCCCUGAUCAGGACCCUUAGCCUGCAGCUCCAUUCAGCUGUCACUGGCAGUUUUGUCUCCGGCACUUAUUCCAUCGUCUUUGUCAACUGCCCCAACGAGCAAAUUGCCAGAGAUAUUGCCAGGGCUGUACUGGGCAAGAAGCUGGCUGCCUCGGUGAACAUUCUGCCCGAGGCAUCCUCGCUCUACUUCUGGAAUGGAGAAAUAGAAGAAGCCACGGAGAUUCUGUUGUUAAUGAAGACAAAGACUUCCAAGGUCCACACUUUGUCCAGUUAUGUCAGGCUGGUGCAUCCUUUUGAAAUCCCAGAGAUCUUCAGUCUUCCCAUGGACCAGGGAGACGUGCACUAUCUGAGGUGGCUGAAGGAGGGCAUGGAGGAGGACUGAGCGCGCGAGGCUCUCUGUGAACCCUGCUGGCUGCCUGUGGCCUUCGUCCCCUGCACUCUGGGGAAGGGAGGCCUCUUUCGGCCUCCUAGCAUCUCUGGAUUCUGUGUUUUUUUUGUCAGCACAGAGGAGCUAAAUAACUUGUGGACAUUGAAGGUCCGAGGCUUCUGAGGCUAGAAGAGGAGGCUGGGCCAGUCAGGCUAGGCAAAAACCCGCCGGAACUUGUGUCUGAGUGCAUCACCCUUGAAUGUGCCCCCAAGGGUGGGAGAGCAAGGGUGGUUUUGUGCAGGGGUGGCAGUGGGAGUGAGGUUUUUCAUCUUCAGCAGUCGCUGGGCUUACCUCGCGUGUCUAGGGUGGGAUUACUCUCCUGGUUCUCAGGAGGAGGAAUAGAACUGAUGACCUGUUUGCCUAGGAGGGUGUGGGAUGAAUGUCUCCUCCUAGAGGAACGGGCAAGUGCUUUCUGUAUUCAAAGCAUGGACUGUGAAUGGUCCAAUAUCAGGGACAAGCAGGAUUCUUCCUCCUAGCUGCGGAGGGUGCUUGUGAUCCCUGAGCCCCGAGGAGCGGGCCUGGGGAUGGGCUCCAGGAGUGUGUGCAGGACUGGGGGAACAGCCGUGUUUAGACGCAGCCUCCUGGGUUGGGAAUGAGUCUUGCCUCUUUCCUAGCCCGAAUAUGGCAGAUCUCAGGAGGUCCCGUUGCCUUGCUCAGUGGAGACAUAGGCUCUGAGCCCACCAUACUAACUGUUUUACCUGAGCACUGAAACUGAGCAUCCUACAGUAGGAAAGAACCCUGGGGAACUUCUAGGCUCUUGUUUUUCAGACUUGCUCCACAGAGCCCCCCUGCGGCUGGCAGAAGGUACUCCCUGCUUCCCCCCACUACUUCAGUCAUGCAACUAACUGGACUUUUACUAUUUUAACGUAUUGAGCUGUCUUGUGAGAUUUGUAGGAUUUUUUAAAAGUUUUCAUUGUUAAAAGUUGUAAACCAGGGUCUAAGCCAGUCUCUGUGCAGAUGACUGGAGAAAACUGAACUACACCAAGGUCCAGAAAGGGGGUGUGUUGUUACUAAGGGUGCAACCAAGGCUGCUCGCCCUGCGUCUGGUGCUGCCCUGUCCCUGCCCCCUGCCCCCCCGCCCGUACCAGUGGAGGAGGGCCGGGGAGGCUGAGCUUCCUGUAGGGUGAGGAGGAGAGAAACGUGACCUAGGCCCCUCCAGGAGUCUGUCACAAGGUAACUCCACUCUGGGGAGUCCGUGGGCAGUUGGGGUGAGGGUCCCCUGAGAGAGGGUCCACAGACAUCUGUGGUUAUCUGGGCCCUUCUUUCAGAGGGAAUGGUGUGUGGGAGGGGUGGUGCCAGGCUCUCAUUCUGACUGACACCUCCUGUUUCUGGACCUUAGUUCCCCUGAACAUGAAACAGGGGGUGGGGGGGGGGUGUUUCCCAGGGUCCUUCUGUGGAAGCUCUGUCGGGGUUCAGGCUGAGGCCCUUUCAGAGGUCCAGAGAGUUCUUUUCUGGCAGCCAAUGGGGAUGGGGGCGGGCUCUUCCAAGAGGAGAACAGGGAGAGUGAUGACGGUGAUGUCCCUUUUCACAGCCAAUGUUUCUGAUCACGUAAGAAAAACCUGGUGUGAAGUCACCUUGUCCGCAAAUACGCAGGGGACCCCACGUGGACCACCUGUGUUGCUUUCAGGAUCAAGUCCAGUUUCUUGGUCCGGUGCUCAAGGCCCGUCAUAACCUUGGCCCACCUCACUUGUCCAUCCUCACCCACCUCUCCUUGCCCACUCCGGCCAGUGGCUGGCUCCAGUGAGCCGCUGCACGUUGUUCCUGGGCUCAGGCUCAGGCCGUCCCCUCCGCCCGGGGAGCGCGUCCACAUGCCUGCGGUGGCUGUACCCUUAGUACAGCCGUGGGGGCUGGGCCAGGACCUGGACUAGUGUUCCCACGCGGGAACACCUUCCCAGCGUCUCUCAGGAAGUGUGUGUUUUUGACUCUGGAGUCCCCAGAAAAAUCAGUUGAAGAAAUGAGAAAACAUAUUGAAAUGAUCUGUGAUACUAAAGCUUAAAAGCAUAGAGACAUCACUGGUGUGAAGGACUCCAUCUGACGAGAAGCAAGCAGGAAACGCCAGCACGCCGAGUUGCAGGUCAGGGGGGCCGAGGCCAGAGCAUGGCGGGGAGAGAGAGGCUCGCUGCCCAGUCUUGCUCGCGAUGUUAUGAUGUUACGUGAGCAGGGUGUGUCUGUAGCCCUGCCCGCUGCAAACCGUGAGUCGUUCUUGCAAGUAAAGUAAGUUUAUACACAGUG